AGGACACCCAAUGUCCGAGUAACAGCAAAAGCUUUCUCGCCACUGUCUCCAAUCUGUUCAUAAAAUCUCUUGGCUCGCCUGAAAACAACCAAGCACCAAACUGAAACUUCGCAUCAGUUAUUACCUCCAUAAAAGUAAGCUAUUCCUCACAAAAAUACAAAUAAAUUAAUCAUGGAGAUUGCAACACUUGAAGCAAGCAACACUCUGUUUUGCCAAGGGCGCGAAAAGGAUGCCCUCCACCUGCUAGAAGAGUCUACCCUGACAGAGAGUCCUCCUGAUCUCUACCUGGAAGAAGAAGGCGAUAUUGGUCCGCGUGCUUUCCGUCUUCCUUCUUUCAGCCGUCAAGCCAUGGAGGCUUCGGUAACGUACAACAAGGCCCUGAUCCACCAUGCUCGCAAUGAGUUUGUAGAGGCCAUGCGCCUCUAUGAACAAGUGGUGUUGGCACCGGCUCUUCUUGGAAGCUGCAGCGCUAUCAUGGUCCUCAAGAUGCGUGCUCACAACAACCUGGGACAGAUCUUUUACAUGGCCGGAAUCAGUGAGAUCAAGGCAUUGGAACAGUUUUCCAUUGCCCUGCAGAUUGCCAAGAGUUUGGAAAAGCAACAGCCGUACUCGUUGGACAUUGCCACUGUUCUCUCCAACUGGUGCCGUGUCCAAUGGAUGAGUGGAGAUGUCAGCCAGAUGGUCUAUGAAGGCCUCCACGAGAUCUUGCGUCUUCGAACCGCUGCAUUGGGCUGGGAUCACCCCGAUGUCGCCAGUGCUCACUACAACUUGGGAGUCACCGAGUACGCUCACAACGAUGGAAACAAGGCCGUCGGACACUUAAUGAAGUACCUUCGUGUGGUCGCAUCGCAAGCUGCCAAGACCAACAACACCAAGACCGACCUCACAUUGGACCCCAUCCCCGCUCUCAUCUACAUCUUGCUCAUCAAGAACGAAGACAGGGAAGACUCGUUGGCACAAGAACUUGUCCGUGGCUUGAGAACGCUUCAGGAAAAGCGAGCCGAUGCCAUCAUGGGACAGCAACCUCAAGAGAUCGCCAGUGUCCUCAACUUUAUCGGAACCUUGCUCUUCCAUCAGCGCGAUUUUGAUCAUGCUCUCCUUUUCUUCCAAGAGGAACUGCGCUUGGAAGAAGGCAUUGUCGCCGAAAACACUGGCAGCGAAAACAGCUCUGUGGAAGACAUUAGUGUCAGUGUCACCUGCAACAACAUUGCUCGCAUCCUUCAAGAGCUACAGAGACUUCCCGAAGCCAAGUGCUACUACUACCGAUCCUUGAUGGCCGACUACGGCGCCGACAUUCAGAACUGGUCCUUGGACAGCAAGAAGAGUGCUGGCAUCCCCAGUCUCAAUCACGUUGUCCCCCUCCAGUCCGGACGUCAAGUCACUGACCUUCCCGCUUCCACCAUCAACCUCUACUCCACGGUCUUUUACAAUCUUGGAUUGAUCCAUGACAAGCAAGGAUCCUACAAGGAAGCCAUCUACGCCUUUCAAAUGUCACUCUCCCUCCGUCGUGUCAUGUUGGGUCCCGACCACGCCGAUGUCGCAUGCCUCCUCUACAACAUUGGCGUCUUGCAAAUGGAACAACAGUUCCUCCAAGAAGCCACUCAGUCGCUCAGGGAAGCAUUGCGCAUCCGACGUGCCGCUCCAAGCUCCUCCCCCAGUGGACAGCUCAACGACUGCCAUGUCGUCAAGACACUCCAAAAGUUGGCAUCGCUCCACAAGGCCAAGGGAAACAUUCAAGGCGCACUGGAAGCACAAAAGGAAAUCUUCCAGAUCCAAACCGUCUCGCAAGAAUUCGAAUCGGUCAGUCUCCGCCACAAGGACAUGGCCGCCACUACACGGGAAAUGGCCGAACUCCAUCAUGCCGUUGGUGACCUCACCAUGGCCGUACAAAAGGCUCAGGAAGCCGUCGCAGUUAUGCGAUCCAUCCAAUCCGCCUUGUCCGCGACCAAUGCUCUGCCCGAAUUCGUGGCUUGUAUGGAAGAAUUGGUCGCAGGAUUGCUAUUGUUGGGAUCUCUCAAACACGAGAUUAGCCAACCAGAAGAAGCACGGGCACACUACCGAGAAGCUUCCACCAUGAUUCAACGGGCAUCCAGUUGCUUCAGCCAUCCCACAGAACUGAAUGCCUUGCAGGAAGUCACUCAAAUGUUGUCUACAUGCCACUGUGCUCCCGAAGCUUAAAAGCACACUACAAAAAACACAAUCUACUACUGUACUAUACAAUACUACGAUGGUGGAACGAUCGAUGAUGCACAAAAACCAAUCAUUGUCCAACCACCAAACGACCUGGCAGAACAUGCCAAUGAACAUACUACUCUCAUAGCUUUCUCUAUGCACUACCCUACAUAUACAUACCUCUGAACAUAAUACUAAGAACCCACCGUUUUGUCCAAACAAACUAGACUACACUCGAGUAUCAUAAUAAUAUUGCCUUGGUAUCUUUAAUACUCUAGCUAGCUAG
Seminavis robusta is the source of this 2458-nucleotide messenger RNA. The record is from the annotation of a GenBank genome assembly. Lineage: Eukaryota; Bacillariophyta; Bacillariophyceae; Naviculales; Naviculaceae.